UUCCAGCGACAGUCAGUGUUCUAUUCGGUGGCUUGCAUAUACUCCAACGGGAGCUGCAGGUCUUUCGCGUUCCAAGGCUUUACACUUCAUCAGGAUGAGUACGUGUUCCUAAAACUGUACCAAACACCAGAUCAGUUUUGCCCCACGGGCUGUUAGCUGUAUUCUGCCGUAAGCACAUACUGCACGUUUCCGUAACGCAAAACGUUAAGCAACGUGGUGACUGAAAGCCGCGACCGAGAGAUUGGAAAAAUGUCAUGGCUUCGCUUCGUGUCGAUUAUGUUCUGUGCGAUCAUGCUUGUGAAGGCUCGCGAAACUUGGCAGAAGCCGGGAUGCCAUAAAGUGGGACACACGCGAAAGAUAAGCAUUCCGGAUUGUGUCGAGUUUACCAUCACUACCAAUGCAUGCCGUGGGUUCUGUGAAUCGUUUGCCGUUCCGUCGGCCCCGUUUGCGCUCGUUGGCCACAAACCUCCGCAACCCGUUACGUCCGUGGGACAGUGCUGCAACAUCAUGGAAACGGAAGACGUUCGGGUGCGUGUGCUGUGCGUGAAUGGGAUUCGGAAUCUGACGUUCAAGUCGGCCACAAACUGUUCCUGUUACCAUUGCAAAAAGGAUUAAUUAGGGCUAGAGCGGUCCGAGUCCGGGGCCGCCAAUCGUUCCCUCGUCAUAGGCAUGUGAAGCGGUGCGAUGUUCAAUUCAUUUAUUUACCUCUGAGCCACUUGUUUGGAACCAAAAUGGGAUGAAAGCUAUUUAGGAUGGUGUACAAAAUAUUACAAGACGCUAUACAUAUACCGCUGGAUAAAUAAAUUU
Molecule: messenger RNA, 807 nt
Organism: Anopheles funestus (African malaria mosquito)
Lineage: Eukaryota; Metazoa; Arthropoda; Insecta; Diptera; Culicidae
Gene: Gpa2
Product: thyrostimulin alpha-2 subunit
Exons: 2
Coding region: 250-615 (121 amino acids)
Biological process (GO): cell surface receptor signaling pathway
Molecular function (GO): hormone receptor binding
Source: RefSeq, a predicted model, not a curated record